This is a messenger RNA of Aspergillus pseudonomiae, 840 nucleotides long. RefSeq names its product serine hydrolase FSH. The record is from RefSeq and is a predicted model, not a curated record. Gene Ontology annotation, cellular component: nucleus; cytoplasm. The transcript is spliced from 2 exons. Bases 1 to 840 code for a protein of 279 amino acids. Lineage: Eukaryota; Fungi; Ascomycota; Eurotiomycetes; Eurotiales; Aspergillaceae.
AUGAAAAUACUCUGUCUCCAUGGCUUCGGGACAAACCCAGGUAUCAUGAAACGCCAGAUGUCGGCACUGAUCAAGCACUGCGACCCUAGAUGGCAAUUUGACUUCCUGGCAGGCAAUGUAGAAUGCCCAGGAGCGCCAGGCGUUGAGGCCUUUCCUGGGCCCUAUCUCUGCUGGAGUUUAGACUAUGGUCCACUCAGCAUCCGAGCAGCCCUUGAUCUAAUUGAUGAAACUUUUCAGAGUGAAGGCCCUUUCGAUGGGGUCUUCGGGUUCUGCCAAGGGGCCGCCAUAAUAGCCGCCUAUCUCCUUGAGCAAGCGGAUUUAUAUCCGGGCAGACCUUUGCCAGUCCGGUUUGGGAUCUUCUGUUGUUCAACGCCAAUCCUCACCGCGGAUCCAGACUAUAUUUACAAUCUAUAUGGCACGCUGUCUGACGAGGAUAUCCGACGCCUCCGCUCAGGCGAGGCUGAUCAAAUAGCUCAACUUCCAGACUCAGUCCGGCCUGCGGCAAUCGUGCUAGUGGAGGGAUUAGCUGCCAUGGCACCCGUCCAUGGUGAUUCACUCUCGUACUUUCUCAAUCGUCCCUUUUCUGAGAUCCCAGGUGUGGUUCUUCCUGAUCAGUAUAAGCCGCGUCUUUCCAUCCCGACGCUCCAUAUUUACGGAAAGGAUGAUCCGGUAUCACUGAAAGAAGCAUGUAUAUUUAACGCGGCUUUUUGCGACCCCAGGUGGCGAAAGCUUUACAGGCAUAGCACCAUCCACAAUAUUCCUCGCUCACCAACGGAUGUGAAGGAAGUGGUAUCGCUCAUGGAGUCGAUGACUUCACAUAGUCAACGAUCGCGGCUAUGA